Messenger RNA from Aspergillus ochraceoroseus IBT 24754, 730 nucleotides. Its product is annotated as DUF1772 domain-containing protein. The transcript has 2 exons. NCBI's taxonomy places the organism in Eukaryota, Fungi, Ascomycota, Eurotiomycetes, Eurotiales, Aspergillaceae. The coding region runs from base 29 to 526 and encodes 165 amino acids. The record is from RefSeq and is a predicted model, not a curated record.
CAUGAACCAAUACCCCACAGGUUUUCGCAUGGCCCAGGCCGUUGGACUGACCGGCGCGGGCUGGCUUGCUGGCAACAUCGCCAGCUUCAGUCUGGUUACCGCUCCAGCUCUCCUGCAAUCCUGCCACAGUUACCAGGUCCCCGCCAGUCUGAUCGUCAAGCAAUGGAGGGAACUGUAUGAGAAGGGUAAAAGGCAGAAUCCCCCGAUUGCAGCGAGCGUCGCAGCGGCAUUCGCCUACCUCGCUUGGUCAGUUCGCCAGGGGACAUCGCUAGCCCCAUUAGCCCCGCGGAACGGAGUUGCUCUCUAUAGCGCCGCGGCAGUACUCACCCUCGGCAUUGUUCCUUGGACUUUGAUAGCGAUGACCAGCACCAAUAAGGCACUGCUGGAUCGUGCGAGCGCCACCUGGGUUUCGACAGACAAGUCAAAUGAGGAGGUGGAGGGAUUGCUCGAGAAAUGGACUGUUCUGAAUGCAAUUCGCAGUUUGUUCCCGUUGGCAGGAGGAAUUGUGGGAUAUCUUGCUCUGUGAGGGAGGGAGGGACGGGCCCAUCUGACGGUUGAAAAAAAAAAAAAGGACUCCAAAGACUGCCAAGUUCCUAUGUGAGUGAUGUAUAAUAAUAUUUUAUCCCCCAAUAAAGUAUGGAGAUAGUUUCCAUGAUACUUUUGAGGUAUGCCAUUAUGUACUCUAGGAUAAGAUCCGCUCUCUAAGGCUCUCUGAAAAAAAUCUACCUUG